UAACCGUUAGAUUUAUUACUAUAUGAUCUGCCCAAUUAUACGCAUCGCUCGCUCUAGAGUAUAAUAUUAAUUGUUGCAAGUGUCGAGAGCCGGCCAAAGAAUGCAACAUAUAAAGCAAUAUCCACAACACAAAACCAUUCUCCAUCACCCAAAAAAAAAAAACAAUCUUCUUGUUUUGUUUGCCAUAUUGAAAGCUCAUAGGCUUUUUUCUUUUCUUUUUUGGUGAAGAAUGGAGAUAGAAUCUGUAAGAUGUGAGUGUUGUGGGUUAGUGGAAGACUGCACACAAGACUACAUUAGUGAGGUCAAAUCUAACUUCGACAACAAAUGGCUCUGUGGUCUUUGCUCCGAGGCCGUGAGGGACGAAGUGAGCCGCCGGAAGAUGACCACAGUUGAUGAAGCCGUUAAGGCUCACGUGUCGUUUUGUGGCAAGUUUAAAAAAGAUAACCCGGCGGUUCAUGUCGCCGACGGUAUGAGGCAGAUGCUACGGAGGAGGUCCGGUGACUUGACGACUUCCUCUGCGUCCAAGAAGUUUGGUAGAUCUAACACCACCAAGUUGUACUAAACCAUUUUUCUAUUUUUCGCUAAUUAAUUAUUGUAUAAUAUUUGAUGCUACUUUGUUUUGUUUUGUUUAAUGUCAUAAAUGAUGGUCGGUGAUGCUAUAACUAAACUAAUCAAUUAAUUUCCCACA
Molecule: messenger RNA, 688 nt
Organism: Camelina sativa (false flax)
Lineage: Eukaryota; Viridiplantae; Streptophyta; Magnoliopsida; Brassicales; Brassicaceae
Source: RefSeq, a predicted model, not a curated record